ACGCUUUUCAAGAGACUCUCUGAUAAACCCUUUUCUAUUGUCAUACUAUAUAUAUGGCGCUGUCAUUAGUUGCUACUUAUACCUGUGAAGAAAGAGCAAAGGGCACUAAAGAGACACAUGAGUUGUAUAUGGUAGGCUAUCUGAUGUGGAUGAUGGCAACGCACAAAGAGCAAUGAAAUGAGACCGACCCUUGGGCAGUGUAUAGGCCUAAGCUGCCUGUUCUGUACAGGUGACAUGAUUCCUUGCCGACGUUUCCAGAUUUUGGAUUUGCUUCGUUGAGCUGAAUGUUCAAUUUAUGCUAGUCAACGGCGUCCCUUCCUGAUCCCAGAUUUUUUAGGGCGCCGCAUCCCGAUGAUGUUGGAAAUGUCAGCUGCUGCGGGUAUAGAAACCCGGACACCAUCCCUGCCUCACCAGCUGCCUGCACGCCACUGACAUGACAACGCGUGGAAGGAAAACAAAGAUCAAAGGGCUCAGACCUAUAGCUGGACGUGUGAACUGGAAAAUAAGGGGUCUCACGCCAGGUUAUCAAACUGGAGGAGGCCGAAACGCAUCUGUUGGGGACAAGCACCAAGGGCAGUGCGGAACUCUAACGCGCCGGGAAGAGACUGGGAGAGGUAUCGGUGUGUCGUACCCUCCUUACCCUGAUAAGGUUGCAUCUUUUUCUAUAACUGCUUGUUAUGUCCCAGAUUCUGAGGAUAGCAUGAUUUUUAUGUAACAAAAUGUGGAUAUUUCUAUCACCUGUGUUUUUUUCCCACAUUUGUCCGAUUUGAUAGUUCGGUCCAGUGCCCAUUGAAGAUGAUCAUGCUCUGCAAUUCGAGGCUGGUUAUGGAAAAGCAAAGGCACCGAUGAAUAAACUGGUUAAAUCAGAACUCAUUCUACCGUCGGUGGUCGUUCUGGCACUGCUUCUAACUAGCACCAUGGGUUGCAUUCAGAGCAUCGCCUGCAAGCCGCGAAUCAGACGGGAGAAUAUUGUUGUGUAUGAGGUCUCGGCCUCCAUUGACCAGUGCCCUACCGUGAUUGAGGAGAACUCACCGAUUGUGCUGCGCUACAAAACGCCCUAUUUCAGGGCUUCUGCGGGUAUUGUGAUGCCUCCUGUGCCACGAAAUGAGACGUGGACUGUUGGCUGGAUUCAAGCUUGCACUCAGAUGGAAUUCUACAAUACAUAUGGGGACAUUGGAAUGUCCAGCUGGGAGCUUCCGGAGCUGCGCGAGGGCCGCGUCAAGGCCAUCAGCGACUCCGACGGCGUCAGCUACCCCUGGUACGGCAACACCACCGAGACAGUCACGCUGGUGGGCCCCACGUACAAACCCUCGCGCUUGACCGUCAGCAUGAAUGACAACUUCUACCCCAGCGUGACCUGGGCCGUGCCCAUCAGCAACAGCAACACGCCCAUGCUGACGCACAUCACCCGCGACCAGAGCUUCAUCACCUGGCUGGUGGCGCUCAACGCCGUCACCAAAGAGCGCAUCGUGCUGCAGACCAUCCGCUGGCGCAUGCGCGUGGACAUCGCCGUGGAGCCCGGCAUGCCGCUGGGCUCGCGCGCCUCCCUGGUGGGACGGCCGCACCAGGAGCAGCCCCACAUCCUCAACAACCCCGAGCCCAUCCCGCCCAACGCGCUGGGCCGGCCCAACGCCAACGACGCCCAGGUGCUCAUGUGGCGUCCCAGGAGAGGCGCGCCGCUCGUGGUCAUCCCCCCCAAGUAGCCGCCAGUGGACCUCAAGGACUCACGCGCGGGAGUGGCUGGGUUGGAAAAGAAUCCCUUCCCACCCCCCCCCCCAACCCGAACAGAGGCAAAGGAGCUGCUGGAGAUCCAGCUGCGCGGACAGCAGGGUGGAGAGCGGUGGUGCCGCCAGACUGGAUCUGUGGAACUGGAUCUGUGGGGAAACGUGGCUUUGGAGAGGCUUCGGUUGAACUGAAAGUUGAUGGUUCUGCACAGCACUCAUUUGCAACCAAUACACUGUACACUGCAUGAGAGGAAUAUAGUGUGUGUGAGAGAGAGAGAGAGAGAGAGAGAGAGAGAAAGAGAGAGAGAGAGAGAGAGAGAGCAAGAGAAAGAGUGAGAGAGAAAACUGAUGCUCGCUCUGGAAGUCGGCGAUUUGGUGUCAGGUGGCAUGAGAUUCUGCGGAUCUCUGGGACAGAGGGGACUGUAAGCCCCUGCACUCGGACAGUACAAACCAAAUGAAACAGUGCUUGUAGCCAACAAGUUUGUGGUGAAACAAAAAAAACAUUACAGAAAAAAAUUAAGAGCAACACUUUCAUAGACUUAAAAAAAAAAACACAUAUACAAUCAUUUGUAGUCUAAUUUAAUUGGUUCACAGAGAACUAAACCAUUUUUUUCAAUUGACUAAUUUAGAUGCUGAAACAGCUCUGAUUUCUUGAAGAGGAGAGAGCAUGUGUCACCACCAUCACCACCACCACUGAUGAGAAUUUAAACCACUACCUUCAAUGAACACACCUUCCUUUGCCUUGCAUGAGAAUAGUAGUCUCCACAUAAUAGGUUCAAAGCGGAGGUGCAGCACUGUGUGUAUUCCGUUGCGGAGACCUGGAACGCCACGGCCAGGACUGGCCCGGUGUGAUUAUUCAGUGUUGUAGGAUUGAGGCUGAUAGCUGUUGACUUCAGCAGGGUCUGCAGGCUCACCACCCCAGGCACAAGGGCAGAGACAUAGCUCUUUGGGAGCCGAGGGUGUGUCCAUGGCAGCUCCCCCAAGAAGCGUAAGGGAAAGCAGUCGUCUACAGCUAGGUCCAUAUUCUUUUCUUGUCUUUGUAUUGUUUGAUUGUGCCACAUUAUUGUCGUAAAAAAAACAAACGAGUGAGUGAGGACUUAUGUAGGUUAUACGUGUAUCAAUGCAUCAUGUUUUUUUUGUCUUGAUUCGUAGAAAUCAAAUGAAUUGAAUGCCACCAGUGCUGCAAAAAAAGAAAAAACAAUUAUGAGAAAGUACAAUGCAGAAUCAAUUUGGACAGCUACAAGUACACACAGUAGAUUUUCAUCAUUUGAUCUCUGGCUCCUGGUGACUCUGAUAUGAACGUCAGAGCUCAGUCAGCGUUGUGGCUUGUCCAAGUCCAGGAGCCUGUGCAGUCUCAGGGUAACCACUCCCAUCAAGUGGUCACCGCCACAGCCACUUAGGGCCAUUCUGCCGUGAUGAAAUGAAAUCCACGUCUGUUUCUUUUCUGCACUUCGCGCCGGUCUCCCUCCGUUUCAAAGUGGUCUGCCCAUCGCUGUCUGGCCUGAAGUAUAGUGUCUCCUUGUGUCGCCAACUUUAGAAAGAUCCUUUAAAAAGUGUCACCAAAUGAUGACACUCGUAAUGAAUGGUGUAAGCCACUGGAGUGCCCAGUACAGCAUCUAAGAUCAAAUUUGGACCACCAGCACCAUCAACACAGGGAAGAGACUGAGCUAUUUGAUACCAGUGUUUUUUAUACCAUGACUGUAUUCUAGGCAAUGAGAAUGAUUUUCUCUAAUUUGAGAAGACAUUUAUCUGUCACUAUACUAGCAUACCAUAAACCAUUAAGUGAACUUCAGGUAAAAACAAGUAAAGUCAUACAACAUGAUUGCAUGAUGAAAAUUAUUAAAUUAUUUUUAUUUCAAGAUAAUUUACAGAUAAAGAAACACUACGGGAAUGUAAGUUUACUGCAAGUGCUAAUAGUGAAGACAACAAUCUUCAUUUCUUUAAGAGAAUUGUCCAAGACAACAUAAGGUAUUUUUUUUCCAAGAUGGCAGAACCUUCUUUUCUCCCAAGGGAUUUUUGAUACUUUCAACAUCAACUUCAAAAGGGGUUCACUGUUUGCAGAGCAUCAGAGCUAUAGCUUACACAAUUUCAAUACAAACAGAGACAGGUCUUUGUCACCUCUGCUCUGUCAAUAGUCUCUUUUGUGUGCAUAAAAUCGUUGCCCCCACUUCCAUGGAUGGAGAAAGAUGGUUUCAAACUUGAAUUGCAGUGUUUGUUCAUAGAUUGAUCGUUUUUAUUUAUUUUAGAGAUUUUUUUUUCUGUGACCCUGUGACCCUGUAAAAACAGACCGGUCCUAAUUUUCACACAGGAAGUGCAUCACAAGUACUGCAACAACCAUUCAGUUCAUUUUGUGAUGUCUUACCUCAUCUUGUUUCUUCUGUGGGUACUAUAACUUAAAGUUUAUGUUUAGGGAUGUUUUUGCUUCUAAAUCAAUGUUACCUCAAUCCAGAAUCAAAAUGCAUAAUGUAACAUUAUCUGAAAUGCCACAUCACAAGACAAGAUUGUAUUUUCUGUAUGAUUUGGGCAGCAGAACUGAGUAUGGAUGGAUGUAAUAUGACAAGGUGAUAAUUCUCCUUAAAAUAAUAUCUUAACACCAGAGUUAAAUGCAUGGCCUUCUUUCUGUUCUCUUUACAUCAGUAUGAAUAGACAGACAGACAACAUUGGUAAUAACUUUCACCCAAUGAACACAAGACUAUGCAAGGUAAGAAUGAUUAUGGUGCUGAAUCUUUAGGCAUGACUGAAAAGCUGACUUGAAUCCAAGGUAAAAUAAACUAUUGUUUAAAUUGGUUUCUUUCUUUGCAUGCAUGCUUUUUUGCAUAAGAUACCUGUGACUGACUCAGUAUGCUUUGUGCUGAAUGCACAAGCUCAGAGCAAUGAGGUUAAAAUGCUUUACCUGAAAACUUCUAAUAAAUAAAUAAAACCUGUUAACUUUCCAA
Molecule: messenger RNA, 4660 nt
Organism: Sardina pilchardus (European sardine)
Lineage: Eukaryota; Metazoa; Chordata; Actinopteri; Clupeiformes; Clupeidae
Gene: fam78ba
Product: family with sequence similarity 78 member Ba
Exons: 4
Coding region: 846-1703 (285 amino acids)
Source: RefSeq, a predicted model, not a curated record